AUGUUUCGCCUAGCCCGCUCUAGCAUCCUCAGAUCGGCCAGACUAGCAUCUAGACCUAGUGUCCUUCGAGUGGCGCCAAAAAUACCAACGUCAUUCUCCUUCCCCAGACCCCAGAUCAGAUGCCACUCCACAGACAAGUCAGCCACCAUCCAAGGUCAAAAGCCGGAGCUCAUGAUUGCAUUUACAUGCACCAAGUGUGACACGAGAUCGUCUCACGUCUUCCUGAAACAGUCAUACACGAAAGGAACGGUCUUGAUCCAGUGUCCCGGGUGCAAGAACCGUCACUUGAUCGCCGACAACCUCAAGAUCUUCCGUGACAACAAUGUCAACUUGGAGGACAUUCUCAAGGCCAAGGGUGAGCUGGUGGCCACCACGACAGAAGAUUUAGCUUUCGAGGACAUCCCCGAGUCCUUGAGAAAGACCAUUGGCCACCACGCCAAGGACGCUCCCGAGGAGUUUCAGAAGAAGUGGGAAAACAGCGACAACGGAUUGCCUCCUACAAAGGAGUGA
Candidozyma pseudohaemuli is the source of this 510-nucleotide messenger RNA. RefSeq lists its product as uncharacterized. The transcript has a single exon. Gene Ontology annotation, molecular function: protein-folding chaperone binding; zinc ion binding. NCBI's taxonomy places the organism in Eukaryota, Fungi, Ascomycota, Pichiomycetes, Serinales, Metschnikowiaceae. Gene Ontology annotation, biological process: protein stabilization; protein import into mitochondrial matrix; protein folding. The record is from RefSeq and is a predicted model, not a curated record. Gene Ontology annotation, cellular component: mitochondrion. The coding region runs from base 1 to 510 and encodes 169 amino acids.